This is a messenger RNA of Oryza brachyantha (malo sina), 2684 nucleotides long. Its product is annotated as putative metallophosphoesterase At3g03305. The transcript has 4 exons. Gene Ontology annotation, molecular function: hydrolase activity. The record is from RefSeq and is a predicted model, not a curated record. Lineage: Eukaryota; Viridiplantae; Streptophyta; Magnoliopsida; Poales; Poaceae. The coding region runs from base 131 to 2338 and encodes 735 amino acids.
AGAUUACAGUGCGGUUUGUCGUCGAAUUGUCAAAUGGAUGCAAGCCAACCCCAAAAUGGGGAAAAAAAUGGCAGCGGCCUAGGAAAUCCAUCCUCCACCCAGCCGAGGCUUGCCUCGCCGGACUCCGACGAUGGCCGCGGCGGCCGUCUGGGCUCCUCGCCUCCUGCUCCCUAUAGCGAUACCCUUCCUGCUCGGCGCGCUCGCCGCUGCCGUCCUCGUCCGCGGCGGGGGUGGCGACCUCCGUCGCGUGGUGGAGGUCGAGGGCGAGCCGCGGUCGGUGGUGUGGGCGGUGCAGCUGUCCGACCUCCACCUCAGCGCCUUCCAUCCGGACCGAGCGGCCGACUUCCGCCGCCACGUGGGCGGUGCCCUCGCCAUGGUUAACCCCUCCCUUGUGCUCAUCACCGGCGAUCUCACUGAUGCAAAAAGUAAAGAUUUGUUGUCAUCGAGACAAGAGAAGUCUGAAUGGUUGGAGUAUGAAGAGUUGAUUGAUGAAGUUAUUGGCUUAAGUGGGCUGAACAAGGAAAUAUUUUAUGAUUUAAGAGGUAAUCAUGAUUCAUAUGGUGUUCCUCAGGUUGGUGGGAUGUCUGAUUUCUACGAAAAGCACAGUAUUAAUGCAAGAUUAGGACGGACAGGUAAUCUCCAAAGCAUAACAUUACAGAAUAGUGGUUGGAAGCAUCUAUUUGUUGGAUUCGACAGUUCAGCAAGUAUUGGUUUACGACGCCCUGCAAAUAUAUUUGGGCAACCAACAGACCAGUUACUUGUUCAAUUAGAUGCAUCACUUUCACAGUGGGAUAAUGACUCUUCCACAUCUGCAGUAACAAAGGUUGUCUAUGGACAUUUUCCUAUGUCCUUUUCAGCAUUAACAACUUCAGGUGGAAGCCCCAGAGAUGUAUUUCUGAAGCAUUCAUUGUCAGCUUACUUAUGUGGGCAUCUUCAUACUAACUUUGGAAGAAACUUGAAACGUCAUCAUAGAUCUGACAGGCAUCAUCUUUCUGCAAUGCAGUAUUAUCAAGCUCAUAUCCAUGAAAGCACAUCAACAUCUGUAGGCAGUAACAAUUGUUCCAUGACAACCGAGUCUAUAGAAGAAUUCUGGGAGUGGGAAAUGGGUGAUUGGAGAAGUGCCCGGAGCAUGAGGAUCCUAGCAAUCGAUUCUGGUCUUGUCUCAUAUACUGACUUUGACUUCAGAUUUGGCUCUAUGGAUGUGAUCAUAGUACCCACCUUUCCAUUGGAUUCACGAUUUAUGCAAAGGCAUUCUACCCCUCACGAAUUGAAUUGCCAAGCAAAUAGCACCAGUCAUUUUGGGAUGGUAAGAGCACUAAUCUUCUCAAAAUACAAGAUUAUAUCUGUAUUAGCAAAAGUGUAUGAUUCAUUUUCUGGUAGACAUCUAGUAUUGGAGAAAGACAUGGAAAUGGCUAGUGGUGAGGGAGCAAGGGGUGCCAUGUAUACAGUUCCAUGGAACUGGAGAGCAUAUCUAGAUGAAUCGCCAGAUCGAUACUGGCUCCAGAUAGAAGCAAAGGAUAUGACUGGGAAGACAUAUUAUAGCCAACUGAGGCCAUUUUCUAUGAAUGGCUUGACUGCAAAAGUUAGAUGGACUUGGAAGGAGUUCCUUGUAAUGGGUUGUCAGUGGGGUCAGCUGUAUCACCCAAUUAUGUGGUCUACUCUUGCAUCUCUUUGUUUGCUGAUUCUUAUUCCUCGCACAUCGCUCAUGUUAUAUGAGAACCACAUGUUGAAAUACCUUAGUUCAAAGAUGACUGGUGGUAGUUCUGGGCGCCAUCUGCUUGCCAGUUUUGAAUAUUUUGCACCUGACCUGUCAAAGAUGUACUCUGUGUGGUCUGGGAUGCUGAUAUAUUUGCUAUAUCUGGUCUUCUUCCCAUGGUUUUCUGGCUUUGCUGUUACAGAAAAUCACAAUAAAAUGUAUCUUUAUUAUAAAGGUUGGAGCACUAGCAGUCUUGCCAAUGUGAGUACAGUGCCGUAUAUUGGUCUGGCUGAUGUGAUGGUUAUUGUUCUUCCUCAUCUUCUGUUCGUGGUUUUGCCAGCCUUUCUCACUAUAGCAGCUAUAGCAGCAAAUAGGGCAGCAUAUUUGGCCUGCAUCUCCCAUAACGCAAAGAAGGACGAUGAUCACUACAAGGGAAGACAAUACAUACCCCGUAUUUGGAUAUUCCGUUGCUUUAGAAGGUUCCUUAUACUUCUUUGUCUGCCGAUUGCAUGGAAACAUUGGAAGCAUUGUAGGGAAAUCGUCAGGGCAUAUGGGGCUAAUCCAUUCAUGGAUGCACCUAUUUACUGCUUCGGUGUUCCAGUACUUGUAUGCUUAGCUAUCUACAGAACUUCAGCUAUAUGAGCAUCUUUUUUGGGUAAGCUAUAAGCACCAAUAUAUUAUCAAAUGAGAGAUUUGUACUGUGGAUGAUCAAAUAUUAGGUUAGGCAUUCGUAGCAUUAACAUUUCUCGGUUAUAUAUAAGGUAGAAGUCCAAAGUUGUAAUAGAACAUAUCUGAACAUAUAGAAUCACAGUCGUCUAUGACAUUGCAGAUCAUUCACGUAAAUAUGGUGGAAUACUUCUCUCAGCUUUCAUUUCAUUCAAAAAUUCAUCCUGAAAACAGAGAUCAUUUCAGUCCAGAUCAUCUAAAUUCUUACCUUUCUCAUUUCCAUGUAUUUUGGAAGUCAAAAGGAAACAAACACAUAUCAUUA